AUGGAGACUCUAUUGGCCCAUUCCUUUGACUAUCUUUCCUCUCAUGAGCCCAGCAAAGUCCGAAAGGGCCUGCGACAGGUAGAGGGCCUGUUGGCCCAGAUUUGCCUCUCAAAACCCGUCUCCAAAUCUCCGCCCGACCGUCGAAGGUCUCAUCUGGCCGUCGAAGCCCAGCCCGUGCCGAAGGCCUUGACCGACCUGCACGAUGACCCGGCAUUUAGGGAAUUUUUCAAGCUCCAGCAGAGCUUCCAAUGGAAUGUGGCAAUGCGCCUAGUAUCCUGCCUCGAACACCUCCUCGGCCGCGGGAGCAAUGGCACAAACGACAUGCUCAUCGUCUGCACCCUCGACCUCAUCCAAGGUGCCCUCCUCCUCCACCCACCAUCGCGCACCCUCUUUGCCCGCGAAAUCUACAUGAAUCUUCUCCUCGAUCUCCUCGACCCAAUCAAUUGCCCAGCCAUCCAAUCAGCAACUCUCCUCACCCUCGUCACAGCCCUCCUCGACUGCCCAGCGAAUACCCGCACCUUUGAAGAUCUUGACGGUCUUCUCACCAUCACAUCACUUUUCAAACAGCGCGCAACAUCCCGCGAAGUCAAGCUCAAACUCGUCGAGUUCCUUUACUUCUACCUGAUGCCGGAAACUCCCAUCCUAGGCCCCGGCUCGGCUCCUAUACCUAGUCCGCCGGGCCUGCAGCGCAGUCCGAGCAAGCUUUCCUCGCGCCCAAUGUCACAACACUCGCAUUCACCGGCGGCGGCAAAGAUUGCGCGCGAUACGAGGACAACGGAUGAGAAGCAGGCCCUGCUGGGGAGAUAUUUGAAUAAUGUUGAGGAUUUGGUAGAGGAUUUAAAGGAAACAGCUCCAUUUGGGGCUACGGUAUACUGA
Molecule: messenger RNA, 876 nt
Organism: Penicillium waksmanii
Lineage: Eukaryota; Fungi; Ascomycota; Eurotiomycetes; Eurotiales; Aspergillaceae
Product: cell division control protein 14
Exons: 2
Coding region: 1-876 (291 amino acids)
Source: RefSeq, a predicted model, not a curated record